Molecule: messenger RNA, 2479 nt
Organism: Polychytrium aggregatum
Lineage: Eukaryota; Fungi; Chytridiomycota; Chytridiomycetes; Polychytriales
Product: S-adenosyl-L-methionine-dependent methyltransferase
Exons: 6
Coding region: 247-2061 (604 amino acids)
Biological process (GO): polyamine biosynthetic process
Molecular function (GO): thermospermine synthase activity
Source: RefSeq, a predicted model, not a curated record
GCCCGCAGAUCGCCCGUAUAAGAUGCUGCCCUCCUCGUCCAUCACGCCCUUCUCUUCCUCUCUCCCCGUCCUCCAAGUCCAACCCGAGGCGAGCUAAUCGCAGCCCUCCCUCCGCCAACAAGCUGCGUCUUGCCAGUGCCCGAACAGCCCACAUCGCCUCCCUCGGCCGUGGCUAUCUUCAAGGCACUUUGCCCAGUUUCAUCAGCACACCGCCCCAAACCUCCCUCGGCCAAUCCUCAACCAACCAUGGCCAAAGACAAGACCUCCAAGGCACAGUCGAAAAAGACUGCCGCCGCUGAGAAGGCCCCAGCCGCCACCCCUGCUGCCACCCCUGCCACUCCUGCUGCCACUCCCCCCGUCAAGAAGAAGCUCUCGGAGGAGGAACGGAAGAGCGCCGCAGAGGAAUACACCCUCAUCCAGAUUGCUCUGAUCCUCUGCGCCACCUACCUCUACUACAACGCCUCGAACCGCUUCAUUGCACCCAUCUAUGGCACCAUCCCGACGCUGCUCUGCCACAGGCCCUUUGGCUUCUAUGCCCUCGCUGCCGGCGGUGCUGCCGGCGCGGUCCUGCACAACCUCAUCAAGGGAAACGACCGGACCAAGGUGGUCUAUAGCCGGCGCAUCAGCCUGGCCACGGCCUUCCUGGUGUGCUUCUCGCCCAUGUACUACAUCUACUUUUUCAAGUAUAGCCAAGAGUUUGGCCCACGCUGGGGCCCGCUCUCGUGCCUGGCUGUCAACCUGGUGGUCUACUUUGCCUCGGGUCUGCUGGCGGUCCUGAACGCCAUGCCCAACGUCGCUCGCAUCGAGUUCAUGGUCGCCUACUUUGCGUACAUGAUGAUUCCCCAGAACUUUUACAUCAACUACCCGUCCUGCAGUCUCAUCUGGGCGGCUGCCUCGGUCUUUGCCAUGUACGCCGGCUUUGGAUAUCGCGAUGAGUGGGAGUAUCUCCAGGACAAUCGCAAGGAGCUCCGGAAGCAGGUACCUCGAUCGUCGCUGUUCUUUGCCCGCGAGCGCUGGUGGCUCUGGAUCAAGCUUGGCAGACCCUACGUCUUGCCGCUCUUUGUCUCCUUGGGACUGCCGUUUAUCCUCCAGAUGCUGCUGCCCCAAACGGCAACCCAGACUCAGUCCUUUGAGCUCGGUCGGCCCACAGAAACGAAAUACCACCUCCUGGCCCGUGCCGAGACGUCGAGCGGCUUUGUUUCGGUGAUCGAAGAUCCCACCAAGUUUGAUGGCCUUCGUGUUCUCCGCGUUGACCACUCGCUCAUCGGCAGCGCUUAUACCUCGUACGACUUUGAGACUGCCUUCCAUUCGUUCUACUAUAUGGACUUUGUCCGCUUUGUUGAGAGAGAGCACACUCGACAUGAAAAGGCCUUGGCGAUUGGACUCGGUAUCGGUACUUCCGCCAAAGCCCUGAUGAACCAUGGCGUGUACGUCGACGUGGUCGAGCUCGACAAGCAGAUCUUCCAGUAUGCACAAGAAUACUUUGACUUCCCCGAGCCCUCGUCUGUCUACUUUGAGGACGGGCGCAAAUUUGUGGAGAAGACACAGGCCGAUACAUACGACUAUGUCAUCCACGACGUCUUCACAGGCGGCGCCGUGCCGGCGCACCUCUUCUCGGUCGAAGCCCUGCAGCAUAUCAAGCGCAUUCUGAAGUCUGACGGUGUCCUUGUCCUGAACUUUGUGGGCCGGUUCAACUCCCCCGCCACCAAAUCGAUCGCCAAGACCAUCAAGGAGGUCUUCCCGCACCAGGCUGUCUAUGCCGAGCUCACGGGUGCUGAGCUUCAGAAGAACAGCCAGACGCUGAUCAACAUGGUAUUCUAUGCGUCAAACAAGCCGAUUCGCUUUGAGGCACCCACGCCUGCCGACUUUGGCACCUCUGGAGUCUAUGCACAAACUCUCGCGACUUUCCCCGAGCACGACGUGACCAGCCUUGUCGAAGUGGCUCCACAGCCUGUCACCGACAAGCACAACCCGCUCAUGGCCGAGCAGAUCGAGUCUGCCUACGUUCACUGGCACGCCAUGCGAGACAUAUUCCCGCAGGAGUUUUGGAUCGAGUUCUAAAGCAGCGGCCUCGGCGGCGAUGACUCACGAUAAUGGUGGUCGUGAUGAUGAUGACAAUGACAAUGACAAUGACAAUGACAAUGACAGUGCUGACAGCGUGCGGGUGUGUGUUCGGGGAAGGAGGGACAAGUGUUGCUGAUGCAGACAACAUGCUUGGCCCCUCUUGAUCGACUCGAUUCCCGACAGAGAAAGGAAGAAAGAAAAAGGAAAGGAAAGGAAACGGCGAGCUUUGAAAGAGAAUAUAUACGGUGGGCUACAGUCAAUGCAUGACCGGGAUGUCGCGAGUAUAGAAGUGUACACAUCCCUUGAGGAUGCUGAAUCAUCGACAGCGAGUCCGUCCUGGCUGCAAUGUGUUCGUUUGUCUGGUCGUGGUGCAGCCAGCCGCUCGACGGAGGAGCCGUCCCUGAAUACACCAUGG